AUGGAAGAAAUACAAAAAGGAACGCGCAUAGGGCCGCUGCCUGGGGGUCGCCGGGGCGCGUCUGGAGCUGGCGCUGGACGCGGCAGCAUGCGGGCCGCCAGCCGAGCGCGAGGAGCUGCACGAUCACCUAGCAGCCCCUCGCAUCCAUCAUCCCCACCAGAAGGCUUGGUGUCGGCUGGGUCUUCUCGGACCCAGCAAGCGGCACCCGCCGCUGGUGGAGCACGUCGCAUGCGUUGGACAAAAUCCAUGAACGAAAACGCAUUGCGGGCGUACUAUAGGGCGAAAGGGAAAGAAACUGUGGGAAUAGCGUAUAGGUCUCGGAUGCAUUGCUUUUUUGCUGAGCUGGAGCCGUCUAUCCCCGUCACGGAACAAAACCUGGCAGACCGAGUUCGGUACAUCAUGCGCUCGAAAAUAUUUGAUGAUGCCGAACUCGAACGACUACGACGUGAGGCUAUUCCGUCGUCGAAUGAAUCGGCUAUGGCUGGAGAUGCAGCUCCACAUUCGACAGACCAGCAUCCACACGUGGAAGCCGCCAUGGAUCUUCCAGUUGUGGUUGAUUCGAACGACGAUGAAAUAGUCUCCCACGAACUAGAGCAAAUGAGGAGUAUAUUGGAAGAGGCGAUUUUGGAAACGCGCAGCACCCCUCUCGAAAAUCGACCGCGACUUCCCCCGCAUACCCUUAAGCAAGCGAAAUCGGGCUGUCGUGAGGGCUCUUAA
Messenger RNA from Parnassius apollo (apollo), 717 nucleotides. NCBI's taxonomy places the organism in Eukaryota, Metazoa, Arthropoda, Insecta, Lepidoptera, Papilionidae. The record is from the annotation of a GenBank genome assembly.